GGGUUCAGAGAGUACUUACUAGUCUCUAAAAAUGGCAUUAGAAAGGAUUACUAGGACUGCCAGGAGUAGUUAUAGAAGGUCAGGAGUUGCCUAUGCUGGUCAUAAAAAUGAGAAGGAAAUGUUUUCUGAGGGAGCAUCCACGCGCAAAUAUUGUUCUUUACCUUCACUUGAACGUGACGCCAGAAUUAGCAAUUUCUCGUACCUUUCCAGCAUUCCAAAGGUGAAUCAUAGUAGCUUUUAUAGCAGGGGAAUAAGGACAACCCCAAGUCAUCAAUUUCCAUCUGCGGAAAGGAUUGUUGAGGAGUCGGAUUCGGAGUAUAAUGAUCCCAAGUAUCCCGGACUAGAGGCAACUAAGCCAGGUGAAAAGCCAAGAGUUGUUUUACUGGGAACUGGUUGGGCUGCCUGUCGAUUCCUUAAGGGACUAGACACCAAGAUUUAUGAUGUUGUUUGCAUAUCGCCAAGGAAUCACAUGGUCUUCACUCCUUUGUUAGCUUCAACUUGUGUUGGUACCUUGGAAUUUCGUUCAGUUGCUGAACCUGUCACUAGUAUACAAUCUGCACUGGCAACAAGUCCCAACUCAUACUUCUAUCUGGCUUCAUGCUUUGGCAUUGACACAAAUAAACAUGAGGUGUUCUGUGAGACAGUCAGCAACGGUGAUCUGCCACAUGAACCUUACAGAUUCAAAGUUGCCUAUGACAAGCUUGUCAUAGCAGCUGGAUCCGAGCCCUUGACAUUUGGUAUCAAAGGUGUAGAGGAACAUGCAUUUUUCCUCCGAGAAGUGAAUCACGCCCAGGAAAUUAGGAAGAAGCUUCUCUUGAACUUGAUGCUCUCAGAAAAUCCAGGUAUAUCAGAGGAAGAAAGGAAGCGCCUCUUGCAUUGUGUUGUUAUAGGAGGUGGCCCUACUGGGGUGGAGUUCAGUGGUGAAUUGAGUGAUUUCAUUAUGAAAGAUGUCCGUGAAAGGUAUACUCAUAUUAAGGACUACAUCAAAGUCACUCUCAUUGAGGCAAAUGAGAUCCUGUCAUCCUUCGACGUUGGAUUAAGGGAGUAUGCAACCAAACACCUCACUAAGUCUGGUGUUAGCCUUAUGCGAGGUGUUGUGAAAGAGGUGCAUGCGAAGAAGAUAGUUCUUAACAAUGGCACUGAUGUACCAUAUGGCCUUUUGGUCUGGUCUACAGGCGUUGGUCCCUCACAAUUUGUGAAAGCACUUGAUCUUCCCAAGUCCCCUGGUGGAAGGAUUGGUGUCGAUGGUUGGUUGCGAGUUCCUAAAGCGGAAGAUGUGUUUGCACUAGGAGAUUGCGCAGGUUUUCUUGAAGAAACAGGGCAGCCAGUGCUUCCAGCUUUAGCUCAGGUGGCAGAAAGGCAGGGAAAAUUUCUGGUGGAGCUCUUUAACAGGAUUGGGAAGGAGGCAGGUAAGGCCAUGAGCGCAAAAGAUAUUUCUCUCGGAGAGCCUUUCAUCUACAAGCACCUCGGUAGUAUGGCAUCGGUAGGUGGUUAUAAGGCACUCGUUGAUAUGCGCCAAUCCAAGGAUGAAAAGGGCAUAUCCCAUGCUGGAUUUGUUAGCUGGUUCAUCUGGCGCUCUGCUUAUCUUACCCGAGUUGUCAGCUGGAGGAACAGGUUCUAUGUUGCUGUGAACUGGGCUACCACGCUUGUGUUUGGCAGAGACAACUCAAGGAUAGGUUGAAGUAACACAAUUAUAAUAACUUCUGCCUAUUAAUCUACUAAGGCUUAUACUUCCAUACAUGUUAGAACUUAGAGCCAAGUCCUAAGUUGGAACAGGGUUUAUGCUUUUCUUCAACUUUGUUCUCCCUUUAUCAAAUUGGAAUGCGAUUUUGUUUCAAUAUACAGAUGACUGCCAGUUAAAUGCAUCUUAUAUAUGCAACAAAUGAAGUACUCAGUUGCUUUGCGCUACUGAUUUGCUGCAUCUUAAGUUUCUACAAGCCUUCAGUCUCAUUUAUUCAGACACAAAUUAACUCACAAGAAUUUCGGUCUGAAAAUUUACUCCUUGAUUUUGGAUGUUACAUGAAAACAAUCAAGAUUCUUGAUCGACAUACCAGAUCAGAACCAAGAUAGACCAGAUACAAAUCACUAAUCCUUAAACUACAAAAAAAAUUGUACAACCUUUGAUGCACAAAACAAUAGCUUAAACUCACAAAAAGAAAAAUAAGAAUCAAACAGAGACCAAUCAGCUAAGAGAAAUGAUGAGCAGCAGCAGCACCACCAUGACGGAGGCUAGUGUGAGAGAACAUAGCAGAAACAGAGUGGAGCAGAAUCCCAACUAUGACCAUCUUCACCUGACCCCUCUUGGGGAUCAUACGGCAAGAAAUCCUAUGAGACAAGCUCCCACCGUUGAUCAUAGCACUCCUUGCACCUUCCAUCUAGUUUUUGCUUGAAUAUCCAAAAGAACUCACUGAAAUUGAGAAAGAGAGUAAGAAGAAAAGCUUGAAACUUUGAAGCUGUGUUUGAGUUUGUGAUUCUGGGUCGUCUUGCUUAUGCUUUAUAUAGUGCUCAAACACCUGUAGACCACCUCAUCAGUGUGCUUUCAUUUUUUAACGUUGCUCGUAGAAUUUGACUGCAAUUUUGUUUGACAAGGACAAACUUGACUCUCCCAAGUUGGUCACGUUCAAUGUGAACACUGGUUUUGCUGUCGGGUUUCCAUUAUAAAAAGGGCCAAGUUUGUAUCGAAAAAAACUUUGAAUUCACCA
Molecule: messenger RNA, 2702 nt
Organism: Argentina anserina (silverweed cinquefoil)
Lineage: Eukaryota; Viridiplantae; Streptophyta; Magnoliopsida; Rosales; Rosaceae
Product: internal alternative NAD(P)H-ubiquinone oxidoreductase A1, mitochondrial-like
Exons: 8
Coding region: 32-1681 (549 amino acids)
Molecular function (GO): NADH dehydrogenase activity
Source: RefSeq, a predicted model, not a curated record